AUGGCUGAAUUUGUCGAUCCCCGGAUGUCCUCCAUCAAGCCCCGCAUCCGCUACAACACCAUCGGAGGUAUCAACGGUCCGCUGGUCGUCCUUGAUAAUGUUAAGUUUCCCAGAUACAAUGAGAUUGUUAGUCUUACAUUGCCCGAUGGGACGGAACGCUCUGGUCAGGUGCUGGAGGCUCGAGGAAACCGAGCAGUUGUCCAGGUGUUCGAAGGUACCUCGGGUAUUGAUGUGAAGAAGACCAAAGUCGAGUUCACUGGCCACAGCAUGAAGCUCGGUGUGUCCGAGGAUAUGCUGGGUCGAGUGUUUGACGGUUCCGGACGUGCUAUUGAUAAGGGUCCCAAGGUUUUGGCAGAGGAUUAUCUGGAUAUUAACGGCCAGCCUAUCAACCCAUACUCUCGAGCAUACCCCGAGGAGAUGAUCUCUACUGGUAUCUCCGCCAUUGACACUAUGAACUCUAUUGCCCGUGGACAGAAGAUUCCCAUCUUCUCUGCUGCUGGUCUUCCUCACAACGAGGUCGCCGCCCAAAUUUGCCGACAGGCCAGUCUGGUCAAGCCGACCAAGGGCAUUCACGAUGAUCACGAUGAUAACUUCUCCAUUGUCUUUGCUGCUAUGGGUGUUAACAUGGAGACUGCUCGUUUCUUCACUCGCGAUUUCGAGGAAAACGGAAGUAUGGAGCGUACCACUCUCUUCCUGAACUUGGCCAACGACCCUACCAUUGAGCGUAUCAUUACCCCCCCGUUUGGCUCUGACUACCGCCGAAUACUACGCUUAUCAGCUCGAGAAGCACGUUUUGGUUAUCAUGUUUCCGCUGCCCGUGAAGAAGUGCCCGGUCGUCGUGGUUACCCCGGUUACAUGUACACUGAUCUGGCUACCCUGUAUGAGCGUGCUGGUCGUGUUGAGGGCCGUAACGGAUCUAUUACCCAAAUCCCCAUUCUGACUAUGCCUAACGAUGAUAUCACGCAUCCUAUUCCCGAUCUCUCAGGUUACAUUACGGAAGGUCAAAUCUUUAUCGAUCGUCAGCUUUACAACAGAGGUAUCUCACCACCAAUUAACGUUCUGCCAUCCUUGUCCCGUCUCAUGAAGUCUGCUAUCGGCGAGGGCCGUACUCGCAAGGAUCACGGUGAUGUUUCCAACCAGCUUUACGCCAAGUACGCCAUUGGUCGUGAUGCCGCUGCCAUGAAAGCCGUCGUCGGUGAGGAGGCUCUCUCCCCUGAGGACAAACUCUCCCUCGAGUUCCUUGAUAAGUUCGAGCGCACCUUCAUCAGCCAGGGUGCCUACGAAUCCCGUACCAUCCAUGAAUCUCUCGACCUCGCCUGGAACCUACUCCGCGUCUACCCCAAGGAGAUGCUUAACCGUAUCCCCAAGCGUGUCCUGGACGAGUUCUACGCUCGCUCUGCUCGCAAGAUCCCUAACAAGGAUACCAAGGAUACCAAGGAUACCUCUGCCGAGAACCAGAAGAGCGGCGACCUCAUCGAUGCUUAA
Molecule: messenger RNA, 1485 nt
Organism: Penicillium malachiteum
Lineage: Eukaryota; Fungi; Ascomycota; Eurotiomycetes; Eurotiales; Aspergillaceae
Product: H(+)-transporting V1 sector ATPase subunit B
Exons: 10
Coding region: 1-1485 (494 amino acids)
Biological process (GO): ATP metabolic process; proton transmembrane transport
Cellular component (GO): proton-transporting V-type ATPase, V1 domain
Molecular function (GO): ATP binding; proton-transporting ATPase activity, rotational mechanism
Source: RefSeq, a predicted model, not a curated record